Hevea brasiliensis (rubber tree) is the source of this 522-nucleotide messenger RNA. Its product is annotated as major latex allergen Hev b 5-like. The record is from RefSeq and is a predicted model, not a curated record. Bases 1 to 522 code for a protein of 173 amino acids. The transcript is spliced from 3 exons. Lineage: Eukaryota; Viridiplantae; Streptophyta; Magnoliopsida; Malpighiales; Euphorbiaceae.
AUGGCGCGAGACAAAGGAAAAGGGAAAGCCAAAAUCCCCACAUAUUCAUCAUCGGACUCAACUGACGCAAGUGUUCCUGCGUCACCUCCUCCACAAAAAGAUGCUCCUCUGGUAAUUGGCAAACCAAAAGAAACACCCAAGAAAAGAACCAAAGGAGCUACCCAAGAAAAAGGAACCAAAAAGAAAAAGACUUCAAAAGCUCCAGUUGUACAUAUGGAGAGGGCUAUUCAUGAGCCAAGCAAAAAAGGUAGUGGGAAAGAUAUGAGUGACUCAGAGUCUGAGGCAGAACCCGAGACACCUGCUCCUGCUGCUCCUGCAAAAGGAAAGGGCAAAACAGCUCAACAAGAACAAAGAUGCAAACAGAAAGAGGAAACUGCAGCUGGGCCUAUUGUUCCUUUGACACCCGGAACUGAAUUGGCUGCUGCAAUACUUCAAACCUUGAGUGACAAACCUGUCAAGCCCAAAAAGCUGAAAAUGGGUGCUCCAAAACCAAUCAGGAGAAGUUCCAGGCUGAAAGGAUGA